AUGCCGCUUUUCAGCGAUGAAUUCCGCUUUCCGGCGAUGCAUAUAUCGCUCUUCAGCGAUGUAUUCCGCCUCUUAGCGAUGCCGCUUUUUCAGCGAUUGGAGAUUGAAAAGUUGUUAUCAAUUCAUGGUAAGAGUUUGAAGGACUUUCCUGAAAUGCCAACAGCUAAUUUUGAAGCCUUUAAUGUUAUAUCAAACAGGCUUAUACAAGAAGAAUUAUCAUAUGACUGUAUGGAUCAGGAGAAAGAGAACCAGGAAUUGGUAAGGCAGUUAACGGAAGAGCAAAAUUUCAUAUACAAUGAGGUGUUAACAGAUAUUGAUCGCAAAGCUGGCGGAUUAUUCUUUGUUUAUGGUUAUAGAGGGACUGGUAAGACGUUUUUGUGGCGAGCAUUGUCCUCCGCUUUAAGGUCUAAGAGGGAAAUAGUGUUAAAUGUUGCCUCUAGCGGCAUAGCUUCGCUUUUAUUACCAGGUGGAAGAACUGCACAUUCUCGGUUUGUCAUACCGAUAUCUGUUAAUGAAGAUUCCACUUGCAACAUAAGUCACGGCAGUCCAUUAGCAGAGCUUAUUGUUCAAAGCAAGUUGAUAAUAUGGGAUGAAGCUCCAAUGAUGCACAACUUUUGUUUUGAAGCCCUAGACCGAACUAUGAUGGAUUUGUUGCGCUUCAAAAAUCCAAAUAUUACAGUUCCAGAACAUUUAUUGCUGAAGUGCGAGGAUGACCCUAUUGCUACAAUUGUCGAUAACAUCUUCCCUCAUUUUAGACUAGGGAUUGGCGAUCUGUCAUAUCUUAAUGAUAGUGCUAUUUUGGCUCCAACAUUGGAUGUGGUAGAUAGCACUAACCAAUACAUGAAUGAUCAUAAUCCAGCUGAGGGUAGGACUUACUUGAAACAAAUCCUGUUUGUAAGUCAGAAUCAAGUGUUGAUAUGUUAG
This is a messenger RNA of Ipomoea nil (Japanese morning glory), 924 nucleotides long. RefSeq lists its product as uncharacterized. Lineage: Eukaryota; Viridiplantae; Streptophyta; Magnoliopsida; Solanales; Convolvulaceae. The record is from RefSeq and is a predicted model, not a curated record. Gene Ontology annotation, molecular function: DNA helicase activity. The transcript has 3 exons. The coding region runs from base 1 to 924 and encodes 307 amino acids. Gene Ontology annotation, biological process: DNA repair; telomere maintenance.